AUGGCGCUGUUGCAGCCCCGCCGAGUUCGCCGGCUGCUAGGAGUGCGGUUAUGCACGAGGCCGCCUGGGACCGCCACGCCGCUCGUGGCGAAUGUCACCCGCUGGAGCGCGAGCUGGCGCGGCCUGCUGGCUGCGGGCGUAGACGUCUGGUGCGCGCAGGAGGCGCGCAUUCCCUCCGCGGAGGCGGAGUCCGUUGUGGGUGCAGCCAGGGCGCGAGGCAAGGUGCUCCAGGUGGGGCCUGGCGCGGGGGGAUGCGCAACUCAUAUUUUGGAUUGCUACGGCUACGCUGGCGGCGCGCCUGACGCGGAGCGCAACGUGCUGGAGGGGCUCGAGUGGCUGCAUGGCCUCGGCGGGGCGCCUAUGCUGCUGGUGGGCGACCUCAAUUGCAGCAUCCGCGACUCCAGGCUGGAGGGCCUCCUGGGCAUGGCGGGGCCCAGGCCAUGGUGGCUAAGGGCUAGGGUUGGGUUGCGCUGGGACCUGGGGCUGGCGACGCACGCCGCGCUGCUGGUAGAGCUGCGGGUCGCGGCGCCGGAGCCGGCACUUCUGCGGCGACCGGUCGCAGCCUUGAAUGGCUGCGCCGUGGAGGGCCGGGGCGUCGAGGCGGCGCGUGCAACCGCAGCGGCUGCGCAGGCUGGCCGCGAGGCGGCGCUUCAGGGCGCCAUCGGCCGCCAUGAUCUCCCUGCCGCGUGGCAGCAGCUCAUUGCGGCCAUGCGGGAGUGGCUGGCGGUGUGGCGCGGGUUACCUGCUGCCCCAGAGCGCCCGCACGCGGCGGCAGCAUGGCAGGCCGACCGCACUCCCACAGCCGGCGGCGGGGGCGAGGCGGCGGACGCUGCGGCGGAUGCGGCGCUUCUCAAGCUUCGGCGGCUGCGCGGCUUCCAGCGCGCUCAAAGGCGACAAGGAGAAGCGGCGCGGCGCGUCGCGCAAGCCACCUUGACCGCCCUGCGGGCCGCGGACGCUGCCCGCGCCACCUGGGCGCGGGACCUCGCGACGGUCAUCUUCGAGGGCGGCGCCGUGGACGCCGCGCUCGUGCCAGAUCCGACGGUCGAUGCCGGCGCCGCCAGUGCCGCGGUCGGGAGCAAGCCUUGGCCCCUCGCACUUCGCGGCGGCCCUGCAGCGCAGCUCCGCUACUUCGAAGGGCCUUGGCGCGAGCUGCGGCAGCGGCAGGCGCAGGAAGCGCUCGACGAGGGAUGGUUGCAGGAGCUGGGCGGCCCCCCGCCGUUCCCAGAGCGCACUCCUUGGACCGCUGAGCUCGUGGCGGGGCUCCUGCGCCGCAUGCCCAAAAGGAAAAAGCCAGGGCUCGACGGGGGGGCGAUCAGCGAGCUUCGCCUUCUGCCGGCCGGGCUGCACGGUUGGAUCGCCCUGGAGGAGGUGGAGGCGACCGGGGAGUGGCCCCGAGAGCUCGCGGAGCCGGAGGUCCUACUGCCCCCUUGA
Messenger RNA from Prorocentrum cordatum, 1431 nucleotides. NCBI's taxonomy places the organism in Eukaryota, Dinophyceae, Prorocentrales, Prorocentraceae. The record is from the annotation of a GenBank genome assembly.